CAUCCGCCAGCUCUCACUCUCCGCAACCCUAGCUAGUUUCGCACUCUCACGUAUCGCAGAACCGCGCCUCCAUCUCUUACCUGCGCCGCUGCUCCGAGCGUCAUGUCGCGGCCUGCCGAGCAGGACCGGAAUCAGGAUGCCACGUGCUACGUGGGCAACCUCGACGAGCGCGCCAGCGAUGCGCUGCUCUGGGAGCUGAUGCUGCAGGCCGGUCCCAUCGUCAACGUGCACCUGCCCAAGGACCGCAUCACGUCGGCGCACCAGGGCUACGGGUUCGCCGAGUACGCCACCGAGGGCGACGCCGACUAUGCCUGCCGCAUCCUCAACGGCAUCAAGCUCUUCGGCAAGCCGCUGCGCGUCAACAAGGCGAGCAGCGACCGCAAGCAGAUCGACAUUGGCGCCAACUUGUUCGUCGGCAACCUGGACUCGGGCGUCGACGAGCGCCUGCUGUGGGAGACGUUCCAGACGUUUGGCCCGGUGGUCGGCCUGCCGAAGGUGGCACGCGACCCCGAGACGAACGCUUCCAAGUCGUACGGCUUCGUCUCGUACGACUCCUUCGAGGCGGCCGAUGCAGCCAUCGAGGCGCUGAACAACCAGUUCCUGCUGAACCGCGCCAUCACGGUGGCCUAUGCGCUCAAGAAGGACGGCAAGGGCGGCGAGCGGCACGGCACGGCCGCCGAGCGGCUGCUGGCGGCGCAGGCACGCAAGAACAACGCCAUGCCUGUGCGCCCGCAACUCGGCUCGUGGGCGCAGCCGCCGCCGGGCGCACCGCCGGGAUGGGGAGCGAUGGACGGCGGCAUGCCGGGUGGCCCACCACCGCCGCCGCCUGGAGGCCCGCCGCAGUUCGGUGCGCCGAUGGGCUUUGACCCCUACGCCGGCCCACCACCAGGCGGCAUGGUGCCGCCGCCACCCGCUGGCUACCCAGGCCCGCCGCCGAUGGGCAUGCCGCCGAUGGGCCCGCCGGGCUUCAUGACGGGCAGCAACAACGCGCCGCUGGGCGCACGGCAAUAGCUGCCGCAUGGCGAGAGGAGGAGCGCAGGACAGGUUCUGUAUUGGAGUGCGCGUGCAGCGACACGCGCCAGGGCGCUGUCAAUCAUCAUGGGGACACGCCCUCGUCAUCAUCAGCACAGAGCACAGAGGGGCAGAGGAGCGCAGCACAGAAGUAUAGAUAUUGGCG
Tilletiopsis washingtonensis is the source of this 1177-nucleotide messenger RNA. RefSeq lists its product as hypothetical. The transcript has 3 exons. Gene Ontology annotation, cellular component: U12-type spliceosomal complex; nucleolus. Gene Ontology annotation, biological process: positive regulation of mRNA splicing, via spliceosome. Bases 103 to 1011 code for a protein of 302 amino acids. NCBI's taxonomy places the organism in Eukaryota, Fungi, Basidiomycota, Exobasidiomycetes, Entylomatales. Gene Ontology annotation, molecular function: RNA binding. The record is from RefSeq and is a predicted model, not a curated record.